ACUUUUGUAUACUGAUAAAAAACAUUGUGUCAAAAACAGAAUAUUGAAAGUGUGCGCGGUGUAUUAUUUCUUAACUCUUAUUAAUAAAAUUAACCAAUUAUGUAAAAAUACGGAGUGGUUUAAAAUCUCCAUGUGCAUUUAUUGUAAUGUAAUGUCGAGUACUUAAUCUCUUGAAUCGUGAGCAGCGUUUGUGUGAUUAUUGCAAGAUGGGUAACAUUAACAAAGACAAUACGAUUUUCAUGGCGAAAUAUUCGGCAUUUAACCCUUACCGUAUAAGGGAGCGUGAGAUGGGGUACCAAAAUUCUAUAGGGGCAGGUGACGCGCUUGCAAAAAGUCUUUACUGCGGUAUGAAACCUAUCGCGUCCUGGGACGCCGAUAGAGACAAAUGUCUGCCGACUGGAGGCGUUUUCAACCUUGAAUUUUCCCCGGAAGGGACCCUACUGGUGGCUGCCUGUGAAAAGAAGUCAGUACAAAUAUUUGACCCACUAACGCAUGAGAAGAUACAUUCGGUAAAUGGAGCACACUCGGACUGUGUUAAUUGUGUUAAAUUCCUUGACGGACGAAUGUUUGCGACCUGUUCUGACGACACGACAAUCGCUCUAUGGGAUGUUCGGAACCUCAAAAAGAAGAUACGAUCUCUACUAGGUCACUCCAAAUGGGUGAAAAAUAUAGAAUUUUCAGUAAAAGACAAACUGUUGGUCACAUCAGGAUUGGACGGUAGCAUAUACACUUGGGAUAUUAAUUCAUAUACAGAGUACAACUUGGUUUACCAAAGAGUUUUUCAUACGUCAAGCCUGAUGCGAUGUCGGCUGUCUCCGGAUGCAAAGCAGAUGGUUAUGUGCACAACUGGAGGACUCAUUGUUUUAAUACAUGACUUGAAUUUAAAUACUUUAGCACAGGACCUUAAUGGAUUUAAGCCAAAUUUAUACAGGCUGAUGCAAAUGAGCAAGCAGCAGAUUCCCAUAGCGGCGAUGUAUGACCACCUGUUCGACAGCAGCCGCAAGGAGAACCGCAUCGAGUUCGUCUCCGACUUCCCUGAGGGCAAUGACGCUGAAGUUGUUAGUGCUUUACAGAUUCAUCCUCAAGGGUGGAGUGCGUUGAGUAGAAAUAUCAGUCACGAUGACAAAUCAGAGUGGACAUGCAUCCACGACAUCCAGCCAAUCAGCGAGUCGAGCGACAAGAGCACGCGGGACACUUCGCCGUCAUUGGGCGGCACGUCGUACCCCGCGCGUCCCUCCCCCCGCCGCCGCCCGCGCUCGCUCCGCCCCAGCCGGCAUCAUGUCAACCCCAUUCCGUUUGUCGGCAGGGCGAUGACUCACAUACAAAUAACUAGGGAGGGCGAGGCCCCGGCCGCCGGGCCCAGCUCGUCGCGCGACCCGCCCGCCGCCCCCGCCGCGCCGCAGCCCUCCCGCCUCGCUGGGGGUCUGUCUAAUAUACAGAAUGAUGUCUGGGAGGCGGCUAUCACGAUCAAACAGCAGAGAAUUCUGCAGGAAAUGUACAACAGAGGGCAGGUGAGGCGGAACUUCAACAUGCAGCGCAUCACGGGCAUCAACACCGGCAUCACGCCGCCCCCCGCGCGCCCGCUGCCCCCCUCGCUCUCGCCUGGACACGGGGAUGGAGACUCGCCCAGGAGUACAUCGCCAUCGUCUUCAGGACACACGCCGCCACGUGACAGCCCGAGCACGAGUGACGACGAAAUGAUCAAAAGCAACAUCAGACAGAACAAAGACAGGCUGCUCUAUUAUAUAGAGGAGACUAAUGAAGGAAAAGGAUUUAUUAAGGAACUGUGUUACUCAGCGGACGGGCGCAUCGUAUGCUCACCAUUUGGUCGGGGGAUGAGAUUGUUAGCGCUCAACUACGAAUGUGGAGAAUUAUCCAGCUGUGUACAAGAGCUGAGCGGACCUCGGCCCAUGGUGGAAGUAGGCCAGAGCCUGGGCAUCCAUCAGGACCUCGUCGUCAGCUCCAAGUUCUCCCCUCGCUACCACAUGCUCGUCACCGGCUGCCUCGAAGGCAAGAUCGUGUGGCACCAACCCUACAGCGGAGAGUCCCUGUACUAGACGUUACUCUACGUACUUAUAGUGAAUGUUAUAACUGCCUGUUGUUCAGCUAUCACUGCACUGCUGGCCAAGCUCUGACACGAAGGCUGGUCUCCGGUACACAGCGUUACCGAGUAGGUACGACCAGCGGCGAUGAACAUAGACGCUUGCAAGGAACAGGCUCGAUACUUAAGAGUAUUACAGAGUUAUGAUCGAAGUAUACCCUUACUCCGGUAAGGAACUAGCCAUCACCGCAUUUCAUGUUCGCAGUGUUUAGUAUUUAGAUCUUAAAAAUGCAGCUACGUGUAAUAAAGUUAACAAUAUGAGGAAUUUAAAAAUAAGGCUGAAUAAAAGUUUAUGUAAUUGGAUGUUUGCUACUUUCUCUGUCUAGGUAAAUCAAGCAACUUAAAAUCUAUCGUAGAAGAUAGUUUUAGAUAUUUAUAUCAACCACAUCUAGUAUCAACUUUGUAAUUUAAUACGAGAAGUCGUCGACUUGACUUUUAUGGCCUGACUGCCUGAGCGCCUGUUCAAAUGAGAUAUAAUGCAGUUACUUAAUAAACUUUAAUUUAUCGA
This is a messenger RNA of Helicoverpa armigera (cotton bollworm), 2609 nucleotides long. Its product is annotated as DDB1- and CUL4-associated factor 10 homolog. Gene Ontology annotation, molecular function: protein binding. Bases 207 to 2057 code for a protein of 616 amino acids. The record is from RefSeq and is a predicted model, not a curated record. Lineage: Eukaryota; Metazoa; Arthropoda; Insecta; Lepidoptera; Noctuidae. Gene Ontology annotation, cellular component: Cul4-RING E3 ubiquitin ligase complex. The transcript is spliced from 11 exons.